UAAAAAUACAUAUUUUUCUGCUUUACAUGGUGUUUUCUUCUUGGACUUGUUGUUUUCUUAACUUGUACUCUUUUACCAUCCUAACCUCACAAACCAAUUCUUUAGUGUCAAGAAUCUAGAAAGAUUGUAUCUUUUUAGUUUUUAAUUGACUUUAGGUGCAAAAUAGUCAAAACCUUAGCUUGUGUUCUUGAUUUAAACCCAAUUCUCUUUGUGUUAAUCUUCUCAUAUAUCUGCAGGUUUUGAGUUUUAAGAUAAAUCAUAUAGCUUCUGGGAGCUAUCAGCUAAUCUGAUUCUGAAGAUCACCAGUACCUGAGAGAAGAAAUAUUUUCUUCAGCUGAGAGUACGUGCGAAUAAGAUCUGUAGCAGUUUGUCAAACAUGUCUUUAGUUGGUUCUUCCUCGUCAUCAUACGGAAACCGCAAGCAUUACUCACUAACUGGAAGCAAAAAGAAAUCUGGAUUGUCCGCAUCAAUGGACAGUUCUAACAAGCCUAAGAUCCUGUAUGGGACUGGAUCUGACAGCACCGAGAGUUAUGAUCCAAGUUACAUCCUUGACUCACCGUCCAGUGAAGUUGUUCAGCUAGUGGCAGCCCAACAAAUAUCUGACUCCCCUGAUGCGGCCAAUAUAAAUUCUCAUUCCUCUCUGUCCAAAUAUCAGUCAGACGACUUGGAAGGUCAAUUUACAGAAGCAAUGGAUUUCGACGAUAGUCGUAUGAGAUUAAAGCUUCAGGAACUGGAGAGAGAACUUCUUGAUGAAAAUGACGAAGAUGAUUCAAUAUUAGGUCCUAAUGAGAGCAUGGAAAUCGAGAGUGGAUGGGCAGACGCAGUUCCUAAUGCACUAAUCCAUGACUCACCGAAGGAAUCUUCAUCCAUAGAUUCUAACAUCAGUAGCAUCAGCAGCAGCAAAGAAGUAUCCCUGCUUCCAGAUGAUAAUCCUAAGCAAUUGCUUUUUUACUGUGCAGUCACAAUUUCAAAUGGAAAUGUAGAGAAUGCAUCCACCAUGAUAGAUGAGCUACGACAGAGAGUCUCAAUUCAGGGUGAACCUUCUGAAAGAAUUGCAGCGUACAUGGUGGAGGCUCUUGCAGCUCGAAUGGCGACCUCUGGAAAAGGUCUUUACAAAGCUCUUAAAUGCAAAGAAGCCCCAUCAUUAGAUCGUCUUUCGGCCAUGCAAGUACUCUUUGAGGUAUGCCCUUGUUUUAGGUUCGGAUUCAUGGCAGCAAAUGGAGCAAUCAUAGAGGCUCUUGAAAAUGAAAGAAAGGUACACAUAGUAGAUUUUGAUAUAAACCAAGGAAGUCAAUACAUCACUCUCUUGCAAACUCUCGCUAAUUAUCAUGGAAAGCUGCCUCUUUUAAGAUUAACCGGAGUUGACGACCCUGAAUCUUUGCAACGUGCAACUGGAAGCCUUAAACUCAUUGGGCAAAGGCUGGAGCAACUUGCUCAAGCACUUGAAGUGCCAUUUGAGUUCCAAGCUGUGGUAGCAAAUACAGAGGAGGUAACUCCUGCAAUCCUCGACCAUCAUCCUGAUGAAGCUCUUGUCGUGAACUUUGCUUUCCAGCUGCACCACAUGCCCGAUGAGAGCGUUUCAACUGUAAACCAACGAGAUAAACUUCUGAGGAUGGUCAAGAGCAUGAACCCGAAACUUGUAACUGUUGUUGAGCAAGAUGUAAACACCAAUACCGCUCCGUUCUUACCAAGGUUUGCUGAAGCCUACAAUUUCUAUUAUGCCAUCUUUGAUUCUUUAGAUGCAACUCUUCCAAGAGAUAGUCAGGACAGGAUGAAUGUCGAAAAACAAUGUUUGGCACGUGACAUAGUUAAUGUCGUUGCAUGUGAAGGGGAGGAAAGAAUCGAGCGCUAUGAAGUUGCAGGAAAAUGGAGAGCAAGGAUGAUGAUGGCUGGUUUCGAAGCUUGUCCUAUUGGUCCAGAUGUGAAUGUCUCAAUUCGAGAACUUAUAAAGAGGUACAGUGAUAGAUUCAAGGUUAAGGAGGAGAUAAAUGCACUCCAUUUCGGGUGGCAAGACAAAAUAUUGAUUGUUGCUUCUGCGUGGAAGUAAUGGGCUCAUCUCAAGCUCUUGUAACUCAGUGUCUUGUUGAUUUGAAUCUUGUUUGCCUUCGUAAAGAUAUCAGGCCGCAUGUUUACUCUUUCUAUUUGAGAAUGACUGUUUAUAAAUUGUGCUAAUAUUGCAUAUAUUAGUUAUUGUUGGAGGAAUGUUGAAUUUCUCUAAAAUAAUUCUUAGUUUUUA
Daucus carota subsp. sativus is the source of this 2236-nucleotide messenger RNA. Its product is annotated as scarecrow-like protein 1. Bases 377 to 2047 code for a protein of 556 amino acids. Gene Ontology annotation, cellular component: nucleus. The transcript is spliced from 3 exons. The record is from RefSeq and is a predicted model, not a curated record. Gene Ontology annotation, biological process: regulation of DNA-templated transcription. NCBI's taxonomy places the organism in Eukaryota, Viridiplantae, Streptophyta, Magnoliopsida, Apiales, Apiaceae. Gene Ontology annotation, molecular function: DNA-binding transcription factor activity; sequence-specific DNA binding.